This is a messenger RNA of Parnassius mnemosyne (clouded apollo), 2160 nucleotides long. The record is from the annotation of a GenBank genome assembly. Lineage: Eukaryota; Metazoa; Arthropoda; Insecta; Lepidoptera; Papilionidae.
AUGGACGACCUCGCCCCUACAUCAGAAGUGGGAUCAGAUCCACCCCCACUCCAUAAUGUUUUGGCACAACCACCAAUCUCUUUCUUCUCUGGAAUGGAAACAAUGUUCAAAAAAAUGGCUGAUAGCAUAAAUUCGCAACAAAACUGUUCAUCUACCAUACCGACAGUUUUGGUAUCUUUCGACCCCGAUGUCCCUGAGUCUGAUAUUAGCAACUGGUGCGCAUUAAGCGAAAUGAUCAUAGAAAAAAGAAAAUUAGAAGGUGUUGACCUUAUCAUUGCACUAACUCAUUCCCUUAAGGGGCGUGCUGCUACCUGCCUUACAAAAAUACAACCUGACAAAAUUUCUUGGCCCACCAUUAAGGAAAUGCUUAUCUCAAAUUUUUGUAAACCUAUGAUGAUGCUAGAUCAUUUCGAUCAAAUAAUUAAGUUUCGCAUUUGUAAUAAAGAUAGUCCCGCUGAGGCCGGCUUGCGUUUAUGGCAGCUGAUUGAAAGAAUCCCUGAUGCCAACUUACCCGAACACGUUAUCACUGGUUUUGUGGUCUCUGUUUUAUCCCAAUGUGACGACAAAAUUCGUCGUGAAUUGAAUUCAGUUGUCGUAAACGAUAAGCAUCAACUUUUUCGUAUCUUGCGGGGAAUUUCACUUAAAAGAUGCAAUGACGAGUCCGUCUCAUCAGAAAUAGAACACAAGAAAAUUCGAACGUCUACAAUGUUUAAGGGUAGUUGCCACUUCUGUGGAAGAGUUGGACACCGCGGUUUCGAAUGUCGUGACAAACAUCGUUUCACUAAUAAAAAUAUAUCUGUCUCACAUAAACCCGAGCAAAGGAAGACGAUGACAUCCUGCUACAUCUGUCAUGACACCAGCCACAUAGCCAGCAACUGUCCUAAGCGACCUGUCAAGAAAGAAGACGCCCCAUCGGGCAGCAAGCAAGUCAACCUGUGCUCCAAGGCAGCUCGCGGUACCCUGGAAACUAGUGGUAUGAAGUUGUCGUUUAUUUUUGACUCUGGUUCAGAAUGUAGUCUCAUUAAACGAAGUAAAAGUGAUCACCUUGAGGGUGAUAGGUUUCAUGAUCAGAUUCUAUUAAAGGGUAUAGGGGUCAAUAGCAUUAUAUCUCCUUUGCAAGUAAGAUGCUCGGUUUGCAUUCAGGGUUUGCCUUUAAAUGUAACUUUUCACGUAUUACCGGACGAAUGUACAAACGAAGAGGUUUUGUUAGGACGUGAUAUAUUGCAAAACGAAGUUUCUGUGGAAAUUAAUAGUAACUCAAUACAUUUUUUGAAGCCCAAGAUAACAAAUUUCUGUACAAAGCUGAACAAUGGACUACAAACUAUUGAUACUGACUUAACGGGCUCCGAUAAAGAAAAGCUUAUUAGUAUUUUAAAUAAGUAUUCCAACAAUUUUAUUAACCAGCUACCAACCACGCAGGUUACCACUGGCGAGUUAAAAAUUCAACUUAUUGACCCAAGCAAAAUAGCUCAUAGGCGACCUUAUAGACUAUCUCCUUUGGAAUUGGAAAUCGUUAAUAAUAAAGUCAAAGAACUAUUAGAUGCAAAUAUUAUCCGAGAAAGUUCUUCACCCUUUGCAAGUCCCACAUUGUUAGUAAAAAAGAAAGAUGGUAGUGAUCGUUUGUGUGUUGAUUAUCGCGAGUUGAAUAAAAAUACGCGUUCUGAUAGUGAUAGCUACCCACUUCCAUUGAUUAGUGACCAAAUAGAUAAGCUACACGGAGCAAAUUACUUCUCAAGUAUAGAUAUGGCCUCUGGGUUUCAUCAGAUCAAGAUUCAUGAAGACUCAGUAGAAAAAACUGCUUUCGUUACUCCAAUCGGUCAGUUCGAAUAUCUAACUAUGCCUUUUGGGCUUCGAAAUGCCCCACAGGUCUUUCAAAGAGCCAUCACCUCCGCACUUAAGCCCCUUGAUGAUGACAGAAUCCUAGUUUACAUGGAUGACGUACUCUCUGUAUCGGAAACGGUCAGUGAAGGUUUAGUGAGGCUAGACAAAUUACUAGAAACACUUUCUAAUUCAGGGUUUUCUUUCAAUUUUGAUAAAUGUUCAUUUAUGAAAAAGAAGAUCGAAUAUUUGGGAUAUACGAUUUCUUCUGGAGAAAUUAGACCAAAUCAUCGGAAAAUAGAAGCUUUGCAAAAAUUGCCAACCCCAAGCACCGAUCCAUAA